Molecule: messenger RNA, 706 nt
Organism: Brachypodium distachyon (stiff brome)
Lineage: Eukaryota; Viridiplantae; Streptophyta; Magnoliopsida; Poales; Poaceae
Product: auxin-responsive protein SAUR50
Exons: 1
Coding region: 12-566 (184 amino acids)
Biological process (GO): response to auxin
Source: RefSeq, a predicted model, not a curated record
CGGCACCAACCAUGGCUGUAGCGACCUCCCUUCCCUCUCGCUCGCAUCCGGCCUCCUGGCUAUAUAUAUACCUCCUCUGGGCUUCAAGUCCUCAUCCUCGGCGUCCUCCAGUCCAAUCCACCAGCAGCCACCAAUCAACUCCGGGGACUCGGCACCGGCCCGCUCAGCGAGAUCGAUCUACGAACCAAAUUCGAAAAUCAAUGGCGAUCAAGAAGGGGUCAUCGGCGGGGCUGAAGCAGAUCCUGAAGCGGUGCUCGAGCCUGGGCCGGCGGCAGCACCAGCAACAGAUCUGGGGGUCGGAGGAGGAGGAAGACAGAUGGGAGGAGACGGAGGAGGAAGAGGAGGCGGCGCCGAGGGACGUGCCGCGGGGCCACUUCGCGGUGUAUGUGGGGGAGCGGCGGCGGCGGUUCGUGGUGCCGAUCGCGGCGCUGGACCGGCCGGCGUUCCGCUCCCUGCUCCGCCGCGCCGAGGAGGAGUUCGGGUUCCGCCACGGGGGCGACCUCCUCCUCCUCCCCUGCGACGAGCAAGCCUUCCGCUCCCUCUGCGCCUCCUCCGCCUCCGCCUAAUAAGCUAGCCAGCGCCAUUGCCGGUCUCGGAGCUCGUAAGCGCGCGUGUAAAUACCGACGGAGGUGCCGGCGCCGGGACUCAUUAAUUAAUUCCCCGGCGCGCGCCCUUGGGAGGAUUGAACCUCCACCGUCCGCACCAC